UUUUUUACUGUCAUUAGUAGUUGCAGGACAUUUUCAACCCACACAUGAAACCACAAGAGACAGACACUUUGGUUUCAAUGAAAACCACAUAAAAUAAAAUCGAUAGAAUUACAGAAGAAGAAAAAAUGCAAAAAAUAAAAGCCAAAGCUUCGUCGUUACCAAUAUUCAACGGGCGGGUGUCAGAUUCAUCCACAUCGAGUACAUCCUCCUCCAUUGUGUUGACCAACAGCAAAGCGAAAAAACGCGGCACAUUCAAUGGCUUUACAAAGCCCAGUGUCUUUUCAAUAUCGUCUGCAACCACAAAUCACUCAUUGGACGAAGAACGGACUCUAGAUUCGCCCGAAUCGGAUGUUGUCCUGCUUCGAAAUACCCCACGUUCCUUGGUUAAUUCACAAAAUACACAAAAUUCGUUGAAUGUAGCCGGCACCGAGCUGAGUAAUUAUGAAAAGGUAAAGGUUGUCGGUCAAGGAUCCUUUGGCAUUGCAGUUUUAUAUCGGCGCAAAACCGACAAUCAUUAUGUCGUUUUCAAACAAAUCAAUCUAAGCGAUUUAACAACAUCAGAACGGGAUUUGGCCAUGAAUGAAGUGGAGGUAUUCUCGAAACUACAUCAUCCGAAUAUCAUCAGUUAUUUGGGUAGUUUUAUCAAGGAUAAUACACUGCUAAUUGAAAUGGAAUAUGCCGAUGGUGGAACAUUGGCUCAAAUAAUUGGUGAACGUGGAAUGCGGGAUUUUUUCCCAGAGCGUUAUAUCGUUAAUGUGUUUGAGCAGAUAUGCAGUGCUAUAAAUUAUAUGCAUUCGGAGAAUAUAUUGCAUCGAGAUUUAAAAACCGCCAAUGUGUUUAUGAACAAAAGAGGCAUUGUCAAAAUCGGUGAUUUUGGUAUUUCGAAAAUUAUGAAUACGAAAAUACAUGCCCAAACAGUUUUGGGCACGCCGUACUAUUUUAGUCCCGAAAUGUGUGAAGGAAAGGAAUACGAUCAUAAGAGUGAUAUCUGGGCAUUGGGUUGUAUAUUGGGUGAAAUGUGCUGUCUGAGGAAAACAUUUGCUGCCACAAAUUUAUCCGAGUUGGUGGGGAAAAUUAUGGCGGGCUCAUACACACCAUUGCCUAAGGGCUAUUCAUCUGCAUUGAAAAGUUUACUCAAUAAUCUGCUACAGGUUGAUCCCGCGAGACGCCCUAAAGCUUCGGAAAUUCUGGAAUACUGGAUUCCAUUAAUAUUUCGUAACUUAAGUAAAAAUAAGGGCCACCAAUAUGAAGAUGAUGUAGGCUCUACAAUGGUCUCCUCAAACAGUUCGAAAUUGCUUUCACUGCAUGAAGAACCCCUUUUAGAACAUAGCUCAAGACGCUCCACCAUUGUGGAUUUGGCAACCGCACAAACCGAAACAAAAGAAAUAAUGAAAGCUGAAACAGCACCGCCCGAAGAAACUGUUGAGAAAAGAUCGGUGUUAUAUCAACUCAAAUCAUUUGGCAAUAGUUUUAGCAUGAAUCCUAUACAGCUGCCACCGAAGGCUUGUAUAUUGACGGUGGCCACAAGUGAAACGCAUUUUGUUGUUGUCAACAGCGAUGGAUCCGUUUACACAUGGGGCGAGGGCACACAUGGCCAAUUGGGUUUAAGUUCUUUGGAGGCAUGGAAACACUAUCCCAGUCGCAUGGAAAGUGUGCGGAAUUAUCAUAUUAUAAGCGCUUGUGCCGGUGAAGGUUUUACCAUACUUUUAACACAAACCGGCUCGAUUCUAUCCUGUGGUGAUAAUAGCAAAUAUGCCUUGGGUCAUGAUAAUGAAAAAACCUAUCACAGUCCAAAGUUAAUUGAGAAAUUGGAAAAUGUCCAUGUCAAAGAAAUCAAGUGUGGUACAACACAUGUGCUGGCCCUAAGCGUGGAUGGUGCUGUAUAUACGUGGGGUACCAAUGUCCAUGGGGCAUUGGGUUUAGGUUCACUUCAAACGCAACAGAAAAUACCCCAAAAGAUUUUGCUUUCACAUGUCAAAGGCAAGGUGAGAAAUAUCUUUUGUGGCCCCGAUACAUCGGCGGUGUUAUUUGGAAGUGGUGAAUUGUAUGUGUGUGGCAGUAAUGAUUACAACAAAUUGGGUUUUGAGAAAACAUCGAGAAUAAUGGCAUUGAAAAAGCUAUUAAUACCCCACAAAAUAGUGGACGUCAGUUUCUCUUCAAACCACACAAUUGUUUUGGUGGAAGGUGGUUAUGUAUUUACCUUGGGUUCAAAUUCAGCUGGUCAACGUGGUGUUGGUAAUUGCAGCAACAUAUUGGAUACGGCAACCCUGGUUGAGCUCGUUAAGGACAGGUAUAUAAUGAAAUGUAAGUGCAACGACCAGUGUUCGGUGGUAUGUUCGGAUGACAAUGUCAUAACCUUCUGGGGUACACGUAAUGGUAUACCGGGCAUAAGUGAGGGAAGUUUGGCGGAUGAACAGGAAACAGAGUUGCAACAGCAUCAAAUGGAUUUGGAACUAGGCAAUAGCACUGCAGCGUUCACAAACUUUUUAGCCUCGGUGUAUAAAUCUGAAUUAGUGUUGGAACCUCAAGACAUACUUGCACUCUACUCUUCGCCGGAACAAUUGGAUAAAGGUUAUUAUGUUAUUGUCAAUGAUAUUUUUCCUUUGCCUCACAGUGUUUUAGUGUUAGUGGAUACUACAACACCUCUAAUAGCCUCAAUUGAUGAUUUGGGAUGAGAUGUGACAUGUUUAUAUUUCUUCAUUUAAA
Molecule: messenger RNA, 2706 nt
Organism: Musca domestica (house fly)
Lineage: Eukaryota; Metazoa; Arthropoda; Insecta; Diptera; Muscidae
Product: serine/threonine-protein kinase Nek8
Exons: 13
Coding region: 126-2675 (849 amino acids)
Biological process (GO): protein phosphorylation
Molecular function (GO): protein kinase activity; ATP binding
Source: RefSeq, a predicted model, not a curated record